Molecule: messenger RNA, 2805 nt
Organism: Nelumbo nucifera (sacred lotus)
Lineage: Eukaryota; Viridiplantae; Streptophyta; Magnoliopsida; Proteales; Nelumbonaceae
Product: Pentatricopeptide repeat (PPR) superfamily protein
Biological process (GO): RNA modification
Molecular function (GO): zinc ion binding; protein binding; RNA binding
Source: RefSeq, a predicted model, not a curated record
AGCUGAUGUUCGUUGCCCGAGCCCGUUAUUCGAACUUCAUGCUUUUCUGCGAAAUCGAGACCGGAAUUCGAGUCUCAUGUUUUUCUGCCAUUGGCCAUCAUCAUCAUUGCCAGUUGUCACAGUCGGAAUAAAUGGAUACUUGAACCGGCAAGAAGUAGAUGUGCGGCAUGAGCGGCGGCAGCUCAUGGAACACUCGGUUGAGAGAGCUGGCCAAAGAGGGCCUCUUCAAGGAGGGUCUCCAGCUUUACCGCCAAAUGCUCCGCUCCGGAGACAGUCCCAAUGCUUUCUCCUUCCCAUUCGCUUUGAAGGCAUGUGCAGCUCUGUCUCUCCCUCUCUCCGGCGCACAGCUUCACUGCCAUGUUGUCAAGACAGGGUGCGACCCCGAACCAUUUGUUCAGACCUCAUUGAUCUCUAUGUACUGCAAAUGCUCUCUUGUUGAGAAUGCUCGCCGCUUGUUCCAACAAAGUCCCCAAUCAAGAAGGCUCACUGUUUGUUACAACGCACUCAUAGCUGGCUACUCUCUUAAUUCUCAAUUUUCGGCUGCUUUAUUGCUUUUUCGCGCCAUGCGGAGAGCUGGUGUUAUGUUCAAUGCCAUCACGAUGCUUGGGUUGAUCCCUGUGUGCACCGUCCCUCUGGACCUUGACUUUGGCAUGUCGCUCCACGCCUGCAAUGUUAAAUGCGGCGUGGACGCGGACCCAUCCGUCGGGAAUUGUCUACUAACCAUGUAUGUCAGAUGUGGUUCGGUUGAUGUUGCAAGAAAGCUCUUUGACGCAAUGCCUGAGAAGGGUUUGAUCACGUGGAAUGCGAUGAUCUCUGGGUACGCUCAGAAUGGUCUCGCUUCCCAUGUUUUGGAUCUUUAUCACAAGAUGGAAUCGGUUGGAAUGGAUCCUGACCCUGUUACAUUUGUUAGUGUUCUCUCCUCUUGUGCUCAUCUUGGAGCCCAGAGUGUAGGCCGCGACAUUGAGUGGCGGAUUUUAAGCAGAGGGUUUGAUUUCAAUCCUUUCCUAACGAAUGCCCUUAUAAACAUGUACGCCCGUUGUGGAAAUUUAGCUCGAGCGCGCAUGCUAUUUGACGAGAUGCCUGAGAAGACCCUCGUCUCAUGGACUGCAAUCCUUGCUGGGUACGGAAUGCAUGGGCAGGGAGAGACUGCUGUACAUCUUUUCAACGAGAUGUGUGGAGUUGGAAUUCAACCUGACGGUGCAGCAUUUGUGAGUGUCCUGUCUGCGUGCAGCCAUGCAGGGUUAACGGACAAGGGUUUGGAGUACUUUUCGGAAAUGAAGAGGAUUUAUGGGAUCAAUCCAGGCCCAGAACAUUAUGCAUGUGUGGUGGAUCUUCUAGGACGGGCUGGCCAGCUUGAAGAAGCAAGAGAGCUCAUUUACUCGAUGCCAGUAAAACCUGACGGUGCGGUGUGGGGUGCCCUCUUAGGUGCAUGUAAGAUCCAUAGAAAUGUUGAGCUGGCGGAGUUAGCUUUUGAGAGGGUCGUAGAGCUUGAACCAACGAAUGUUGGAUACUACGUACUGUUAUCUAACAUUUACUCUGAGGUAGAGAAUUUGGAGGGGGUGGCAAAGGUCCGAAUAAUGAUGAGGAUGCGGAACCUUAGGAAGGGACCAGGAUGUAGCUACAUGGAACUCAAGAAGAAGGUUCACCUAUUCUUAGCUGGGGGUAGAGAUCAUCCUCAGGCCAAGGAGAUAUACAGCAUGUUGGAUGGGUUAGAGGAUUUAGUGAAGGAUAGUGUUGGGUCUAAAAACAAGGAGAGAAGAGUUGAGGAAGUUUUGGCAGGGACUGGGGUUCACAGUGAGAAACUGGCAAUUGCAUUUGGGCUUCUAAACACUCAACCUGGAACGGAGCUAGUGGUGAUUAAGAACCUAAGGGUGUGUGGAGACUGUCAUGUGUUUAUAAAGAUGGUUAGUAAGAUUGUGGACCGCAAGAUUGUUGUUAGAGAUGCAAGUCGCUUCCACCAUUUCAGGAAUGGAGUCUGUUCUUGCAAUGAUUAUUGGUGAAGGGUAUUGCUUGAAUUGGUCAUGUUGCCUUGUUUUUUAAUGAGCGAUAAGGGUGCUGAUUUAAAUCUCAAUUGGAAUCGUUGUUCUCGUGGAAUAAUUGAGCUCAACAGGCACCUUAUUGUGGCAGAGUUGUGUUAGGGCAUAGAGUUCUUCAUGGGAUCAAACUCCAUGACCCUGUUAUAUAUCCAUUUAUACAGUCACCAACCCAACUAGUGUUCUCAAAAUAAAUUUUGUGAACUGUUAUAAUCCCAUGAUCCCAUCAUAUUGCUAGCUGAGAAUUGGUUGGAAGAACAGCUGAAACUGAUCAAUUAUUGGACACACACACAAGGGCCAUCUACAGGAGCAAAUGGCAGACCAAGGAACAGUGGUCGUCUUUAGAGGAGAAUCAUCAUAUCAGUUUUGAUCCACAUGAAAGCUGAAUGGAGAUGUGAGAGACAGGAGCAAAAAUCAUGUGAGAAAUGCAGUAAAAAUGUGGCACCUUGAUGCACCCAUCAGAGUAGAGCAGAUAAUAACCAGACAACAAUCCAUGGCAGAACUCUAUGUGAUUAAACUCUUGAUUGUGGUUUGCAUGGAAUGGUUUUAGAAGGAGACACCAAGUUCUAAUGUUCCCUGGAGAGAUUGGGAAAAAUGAUAUUUCUUAUGGGCAAGAUACUUCAUAAAAAACUGCUCAGAUCGUGCCUAAAUUCUGCCCUCCAGUACUCUGGUACAUGAUAUACCAUUUAUUUCUUUCAUUCUUUUUGCUAGACGAAUGAUACACAACAGUGUAAAUAGUCAAGAGAAAAGCGUUCCGUGCUUCUGCUAAUGG